Messenger RNA from Lipotes vexillifer (Yangtze River dolphin), 1741 nucleotides. RefSeq names its product tyrosine 3-monooxygenase/tryptophan 5-monooxygenase activation protein eta (gene YWHAH). The coding region runs from base 213 to 953 and encodes 246 amino acids. The record is from RefSeq and is a predicted model, not a curated record. NCBI's taxonomy places the organism in Eukaryota, Metazoa, Chordata, Mammalia, Artiodactyla, Lipotidae. The transcript has 2 exons.
GCAGCCGCCUGUCCUCCCUAGGCGGCGUCCGCGGCGCGAGCCAUAGCGCGCGGGGCGAGCCAGCGAGAGGGCGAGCGGCGCUACCUGCUGCCUGCAGCCUCGGCCGGCCGGCGAGCCAGUGCGCGUGCGCGGCGGCGGCCUCCCCUGCGACCGGAGAAGACGAGCGGGCGAGCUAGCGGAGCGGGGCGCGUGGCAAGGCAGGGCUCAGCGACAUGGGGGACCGCGAGCAGCUCCUUCAGCGGGCGCGGCUGGCCGAGCAGGCGGAGCGCUACGACGACAUGGCCUCCGCCAUGAAGGCGGUGACCGAGCUCAACGAACCUCUCUCCAAUGAAGACCGAAACCUCCUCUCCGUGGCCUACAAGAAUGUGGUCGGUGCCCGGCGGUCUUCCUGGAGGGUCAUCAGCAGCAUCGAGCAGAAAACCACGGCUGACGGGAAUGAGAAGAAGCUGGAGAAGGUUAAGGCUUACCGGGAGAAGAUCGAGAAGGAGCUGGAAACAGUGUGCAAUGACGUGCUGGCCCUGCUGGACAAGUUCCUCAUCAAGAACUGCAAUGACUUCCAGUAUGAGAGCAAGGUCUUCUACCUGAAGAUGAAGGGCGACUACUACCGCUACCUGGCAGAGGUGGCUUCUGGCGAGAAGAAAAACAGUGUGGUCGAAGCUUCAGAGGCAGCCUACAAGGAAGCCUUCGAAAUCAGCAAGGAGCACAUGCAGCCAACACAUCCCAUCCGGCUGGGCCUGGCCCUCAACUUCUCUGUGUUCUACUACGAGAUCCAGAACGCGCCCGAGCAGGCCUGCCUCUUAGCCAAACAAGCCUUUGAUGACGCCAUAGCUGAGCUGGACACACUAAAUGAGGAUUCCUAUAAGGACUCCACACUCAUCAUGCAGCUGCUGCGAGACAACCUCACCCUCUGGACGAGCGACCAGCAGGACGAGGAAGCCGGAGAAGGCAACUGAGUGGCUCGGCCCACCCCCGCCCCGACCCCAUCACCACCGGUCCUUCCUCACCACAGUCACUAAGUAUCUAGUGCUAAACCUAUCUGUAUGGCAGCACAGCUACUCAGAUCUGCUCUCUGCCCCCCGGGAAGCAGUUCCAGAUAAAUUUAUGGGCAUUGCUGGACUGAUGGUUGCUUUGAGCCCACAGGAGCUCCCUUUCUGAAUUGUGCAGACAGGUGCAUUCUGAAGGAGGCAUUUUCCUAUGCCUGCUGAUCUAGGUGAAGUGCAGGCGAAAGCCUCGGGGAAGUUAGGAGAAUUAACCACACAGGCUACAGUUGGUAUUUAAAUGGUCCACUUAAAACCAGCUGCUAGUGUUUUGUUAAAGCAGUACAUCUGUGCAUGCAAAAGUGAAUUCACCCCUCCCACCUCUUUCUUAGCUAAUGGAAAACUGUUAAGGGAAGCUGAUAUGAGAGACCACUUGCUCCUUUCCAUCAGCUUAAUAAUAAACUUUAACGUGAGGUUUCAGUAGCGCCUUGUUUGCCUCUUUAAAUUAUGAUGUGCACAAACCUUCUUUUCAAUGCAAUGCAUCUAAAGUUUUGAUACCUGUAACUUUUUUUUUUUUUGGUUGCGACUGUUUAAGAAUCAUGGAUUUAUUUUUUUGUAACUAUUUGGCUAUUGUCCUUGUGUAUCCUGACAGCGCCAUGUGUGUCAGCCCAUGUCGAUCAAGAUGGGUAAUUAUGAAAUGCCAGACUUCUAAAUUAAAUGUUUUGGAAUUCAGUGGGUAAAUAAAUGCUGCUUUGGGGAUAUUA